GUCCCCUCCAUCCCAUCCCCAUCCCAAGGCUGCUUCCUGGAUGACAACGGCGUGGAGCUCCCCAUCGGACAGAUCUGGUCUCCGGGCGAUCCCUGCUGAUGGCUCAGUGAGCUGCAAGAGGACAGACUGUGUGGAGACGUGUCCCUUUCCCAUCCGCAUCCCUGGGCAGUGCUGCCCCGACUGCUCCGCAGGCUGCACCUACAUGGGCAGGAUCUUCUACAACAACGAGACCUUCCCCUCGCUCCUGGACCCCUGCCUCAGCUGCAUCUGCCUGCUGGGCUCCGUGGCCUGCUCCCCCAUGGACUGUGCCAUCUUCUGCACGUACCCCUUCCACCCCGAGGGCGAGUGCUGCCCCGUCUGUACCGACUGCAACUACCAAGGCCGGAAGGUGGGGAAUGGCCAAAGCUUCACCCCCGAGGGGCAGCCCUGCACCCGCUGCACCUGCCAGCUCGGGGAGGUGAGCUGUGAGCAGAGGCUGUGCCCCAGGUCCUGCGCGGAGCUCCCUGCGCCCUGCCAGGCUCCAGGGCUGCUAUAG
Molecule: messenger RNA, 535 nt
Organism: Melopsittacus undulatus (budgerigar)
Lineage: Eukaryota; Metazoa; Chordata; Aves; Psittaciformes; Psittaculidae
Product: von Willebrand factor C and EGF domain-containing protein-like
Exons: 7
Coding region: 41-535 (164 amino acids)
Biological process (GO): cellular response to virus
Cellular component (GO): cytoplasm
Molecular function (GO): protein binding
Source: RefSeq, a predicted model, not a curated record